ACAGCGUCAGGGAGUCGUCCAGGCACGAGAGGCCAGAUGCGGUCCGCACCAGGUGGAAGUCUGUAUGGUCUCGGUGAAACAACACCCAAUAUUACUCAUAGUGGUUCUGGAGCACCAGCCGGAAUGAACGCUGCCCUUCAUACUCGUCAAGCAGCACAGGAAUUUUUGGAGAAACAAGUGGUAGCGCAAGUACCGAUUCCAGGUUUGCAGCAGCCGCAUUCACGCCCAGUGAUGGAGCCGGGUCUGGCAGGAUUGAGGAUAUCCUCAACCGUUCCACCUGGAUCGAGUAGUGGAACGCAACAACAUCAAUUUGCCUCUGGUGGAGCACAGGCAUCAUCAGGAGGAGGAGGCCAACUACACCUCAGUGGGAGUAGUCCACCUCCCAGACAAGGCCGUCACGCACCAAGAAACGCCGCACCGCUAGCUGGUGGCACUAUGGUAGGUCAAUCCGCAAGUGAACAAGCGGCUUACAGCGCCUACAUUCAGUCGUCACAGCACAGCGUGAGCAGUCCUGCAACGAUGUCGAUGCCAACGAAACAUGUAGCGCCGAAAUUAGAAGACGUUGUGCACAACGGUGUUGUUGGUUCGGCGUCCUUCGUAGGAUUACCUGGCAGACCGCAGUCCCCAGUACACGGUCAUCGGGUGAUCUCGAAUCGUAGUCCUUCACCAAAAGGCAGUCCAGGCCACUCGCCGUUGUCGUCUGCGAGAGCGAAGCAGGAGAAGCGACUCGAGGACUUGCGGCAUUUGAGAGACGCUGGCAGGUUGGAGGAAGCAGUUCAUGGACCAUCUCGAGGUGGAGGUGGAGGAGUGUCUAGUAGUGGAGGUCCUACUGCUGGAUCAGGAUCUUCUACUGAGCCUCAACCUGGAGACACAUCCGGACUGCGCAUCGACGGAGAAAACAAGGGCCGUGUCCGCGCACUUGAAAUACGUGCUAAAAGUGGAAAUGACAAACCUCAAAUGAACUUAUUCUAUCCUGAGGAUGGUCAUGGUGGAGUCGGGUCAACAUCUGCGUCUGGGGGGGGUUCUCACCUCCUUGGAGCAGGACCAAGUAGUAGACCCGGAGCACCGAGUGCAGGAGGUGGCGGAAACUCCCAACUAGAAAUCCGACUUCCGCCACUUGGUGCCAUGUUCGUCGAGGACGCUGCACCACUAGAUGGCGAGGUGCGCAAGUUGCAGCAACUAGAAAGGCCUUCUGGCGCUUUGCCAGGAGACAUAGUAGGAGGUUCAGGCAUGGGAGGACAACUGGGUGGAACCUUUGCUGGAGCAGCAAGCGGUCCCCCUCGUGAGAUGUUCAUAGACGCCUUGAACCAACCUCGAAAGGAGCAGCCACCAAGGCAGCUACUAGCAAGCUAUACGAAUGCAUCUACUCCAACUGCAGCUUCAGGAGGAACAACUGUGUCGAAGAGUGGCGUACCUCUUGCUGCACCUGCGAUUCUUAGAGGCCGAAAAGCAUCGCAUGGACGGGUUGGUAGCAGAGACGGAUCUGUUGGCGCUGCUGGAGACUUAUGGCACAAUCACAAAAUAUAUAGUUGAUACAUCAUAGCUACAAUUCAUCUAUCAUCUUGUUGCUCUUGCCACAUGCGUACUAAACUGGUAAACUCAAGAAGAUGAACUAGUAAGUACGACAACUUUGACUCAACACCGUCUGGUACCUCUAAAAAAAGCACAACCUCCCGCCGACAACAAUUUUUCCUCUUUCCGAGUCGUAGGCACUGGCGGUGCAAGCAGUCGAGCAGUGGAUGCAGCCUUAGAGAUUGCACGUG
Molecule: messenger RNA, 1763 nt
Organism: Amoebophrya sp. A25
Lineage: Eukaryota; Dinophyceae; Syndiniales; Amoebophryaceae
Source: the annotation of a GenBank genome assembly